Molecule: messenger RNA, 3402 nt
Organism: Onychomys torridus (southern grasshopper mouse)
Lineage: Eukaryota; Metazoa; Chordata; Mammalia; Rodentia; Cricetidae
Gene: Osbpl5
Product: oxysterol binding protein like 5
Exons: 21
Coding region: 150-2651 (833 amino acids)
Biological process (GO): phospholipid transport
Cellular component (GO): membrane; cytosol; intracellular membrane-bounded organelle
Molecular function (GO): sterol binding
Source: RefSeq, a predicted model, not a curated record
CCCUCCGCUCCCUCGCUCCGCCUCGCCUGGAUCAGCCCUCUGGUAUUUCCUGCUGCUCGGCGACAGCUGAGCCCCUCGCGGGCCCAGCGCGGCCCGGUCCGGACCGAGCACUGAGCGCGACCGGCACGAAGCCCCCCAGUACCCACACCAUGAAGGAGGAGGCCUUUCUUCGGCGCCGCUUCUCGCUGUGUCCACCAGCUUCUACUCCACAGAAGACUGACCCCCGGAAAAUCCCACGGAACCUGCUUCUGGGCUGCGAAAAUGAGCUUGGUCCCAUCACCCCAGGGAGGGACAUGGAGUCCAAUGGCCCAUCACCAUCCAGAGAUGAAGAGCCCCUGACCCCAGGCUCUGCCACAAAGGUACCACCGGCUGAGUACAGGCUAUGCAAUGGAUCUGACAAGGAAUGUACCUCCCCAACGACCAGGAUCUCCAAGAAGGACACUCUCAAGGCGCAGAAGGAGAACUAUCGGCAGGAGAAGAAGCGGGCUACAAAGCAGCUGUUCAGCGCCCUGACCGACCCCAGUGUGGUCAUCAUGGCUGACAGCCUGAAGAUCCGAGGGACCCUGAAGAGCUGGACGAAGCUGUGGUGUGUGCUGAAGCCAGGUGUGCUGCUCAUCUACAAGACGCCCAAGGUGGGCCAGUGGGUGGGCACGGUGCUGCUGCACUGCUGUGAGCUAAUCGAGCGUCCCUCCAAGAAGGAUGGCUUCUGUUUCAAGCUCUUCCACCCACUGGACCAGUCUGUGUGGGCGGUAAAGGGCCCCAAAGGUGAGAGUGUGGGCUCCAUCACCCAGCCCCUCCCGAGCAGCUACCUGAUCUUCAGGGCCGCCUCAGAAUCGGACGGCCGCUGCUGGCUUGAUGCCCUGGAGCUGGCCCUGCGCUGCUCCAGCCUGCUGAGACUGAGCACAUGCAAGCAGGGCCGUGAUGGAGAGCAGGGGUCCUCGCCCGAUGCCUCACCCUCUUCUCUCUAUGGAUUGCCCACCUCAACCACCAUCCCAGACCAAGACCUGUUCCCGCUGAAUGGGUCUGCCUUGGAGAACCACCUGGAGAAUGAUGCCUUCUCGGACAAGUCAGAACGAGAGAAUGCCGAAGACUCAGACGCUGACACCCAGGAUCACAGCCGCAAGACCAACGAGAGUGGGAGCGACCCACUGGACAGCCCUGGUGGGCCACGGAGGGGAACUACCUAUGUGGAGCAGGUCCAGGAGGAGCUGGGAGAGCUGGAUGAGACAUCCCAGGUGGAGACAGUGUCAGAGGAAAACAAGAACCUGAUGUGGGUGCUGCUGCGACAGCUGCGCCCGGGCAUGGACCUGUCGCGAGUGGUGCUGCCCACCUUCGUGCUGGAGCCUCGCUCCUUCCUCAGCAAGCUCUCAGAUUACUACUAUCAUGGGGACCUGCUCUCCAGGGCAGCCACAGAGGAGGACGCUUACUGCCGCAUGAAGCUUGUGCUGCGAUGGUAUCUGUCUGGCUUCUACAAGAAGCCCAAGGGCAUCAAGAAACCCUAUAACCCCAUCCUGGGGGAGACCUUCCGCUGCCGCUGGCUACACCCUCAGACUAACAGCCACACUUUCUACAUAGCAGAGCAGGUGUCCCACCAUCCUCCUGUGUCUGCCUUCUAUGUCAGCAACCGGAAGGAUGGAUUCUGCAUGAGCGGCAGCAUCACAGCAAAGUCCAGGUUCUAUGGGAACUCACUGUCCGCACUUCUGGACGGCAAGGCUAAACUUACCUUCCUGAACCGCAAGGAGGAAUACACCCUCACCAUGCCCUACGCCCACUGCCGAGGGAUCCUGUAUGGUACCAUGACCAUGGAGCUAGGGGGCAAAGUGACCAUCGCAUGUGAGAAGAACAACCUCCAAGCUGAACUGGACUUCAAGCUCAAGCCUUUCUUUGGGAGCAGCACCAGCAUCAACCAGAUCUCUGGGAAGAUCAUGUCAGGGGAGGAGGUCCUUGCACGCCUCACGGGACACUGGGACAGAGAUGUGUUUAUCAAGGAAGAGGGCUGUGGAGGCACCGAGCUCUUCUGGACUCCUAGUGAGGAGGUCCGCAGGCAGCGGCUGAGGCGGCACACCGUGCUUUUGGAAGAACAGAAUGAGCUGGAGUCUGAGAGGCUCUGGCAGCAUGUCACCAGAGCCAUCCGUGAGGGUGACCAGCACAAAGCCACACAGGAGAAGUCUGUGCUGGAGGAGGCACAGCGGCAGCGUGCCCGUGAGCACCAGCAGAGCCUCACUCCAUGGAAACCACAGUUGUUCCACCUGGACCCGCUCACCCAAGAAUGGCGCUACCGAUAUGAGAACCAUAGCCCCUGGGACCCCCUGAAGGACAUCGCCCAAUAUGAACAAGAUGGGAUUCUUCACACACUACAGAGGGAGACUAUGUCUGGCCAGACAACCUUCCUGGGGAGUCCAGGGUCCAGGCACAAGAGACCUGGCCCUGACCGGCGGCUCCGCAAAGCCAGUGACCAGCCCUCUGGCCAUAGCCAGGUCACAGAGAGCAGCGGCUCCACACCUGAGUCCUGCCCAGACCUCUCUGAUGAGGACUUUGUUCCUGGUAGCGAGAGCCCAUGUCCUCGGUGCAGGCGAGAUGCACACCGGCUACGGAUGCUACACGAGGCUGUGCUGUCUCUUCGGGAAGCUCAACAAGAGCUGCAGAGGUAAGAACACAGGAGAUGGAGGGGCCUGCCCGUGAGGGAGAGUGCGUCCCUCCUGCAGGAGCCAGUGGGCACCGGCAAGGGGCUUAGAAGGAAGCGCAGGGCUAGGGAAGCCCCUCAGGGCCAGGUGUGUGAAAGCAGGUGGCAGCCCUCCUGGAUACCUCAGGCUCCCUGCAGCUUGUCAGCACCACUAUACAGACUAUGCUCAAGACAAAGGGAGUAUCUGAGAGCCAUACUAUGUGACCUCAGGGGGUAUGAACCAGGGCCACACAGUUCCUUCCUGACAGCACACAGUAUCACGUGAGGACACCAUUAUGCCAUCACACUUGGUUCUCCUCUGUAAAAUGGGUUAAUAGCAGCACCAACCAGGGUGUGGGGACAGAAUGGAGAGGAUAUGGAGAACAAGCUUUGUGCCCAUUCAGGCACCCCAUAGGUGACUGGCACAGUACUUGACUCUGUGACUCCUUUCCAGAUCUUGCCAAGAGAAUUGGUUGGUAGGGAUGGGGCGUGAAGCUGAAGAGAAAUGAGUCAGGGCUGAGACACUGAGGAGGGUGGGAACAAGAGUGGGAUGUGGUGGGUUCCUCCUGGGUCAGCCAGGUUCCAGAUACACAGCACCACUCAGGCGGAGAUCUAGAUAGCUGGCUGUAGCUUGGCUGAAGUCAGUUGCUAUAGUUUGGGAAGUUGAGAAGUGUGCUGGCUAGAGGCCCUUGGGUACCUGCAGUAGCCUAGCCUGAGAGGAAGGUGUGAAAUGGCUUAAG